AUGAGAGCUCAUGGUGCAUGUGACAGCAUUGCAGCGAUGAGUGGAAUUUUAAAGAGGAAGUUUGAAGAAGUUGAUGGCACCUCACCUUGUCCCUGUGUGUGGGAAUCAGAUGAUGACAUUUCUAGCAGUGAAAGUGCUGACAGUGGUGAUAGUGUCAAUCCAUCCACUUCUAAUCAUUUUACCCCUUCUUCAAUCCUGAAGAGAGAGAAGAGGAAGAGAACAAAAAAUGUCCAUUUUAACUGUGUUACUGUGUAUUACUUCACGAGAAGGCAAGGCUUCACCAGUGUUCCCAGCCAAGGGGGAAGCACGCUGGGAAUGUCCACUCGCCACAACAGCGUGCGCCAAUACACGCUCGGAGAGUUUGCAAUGGAACAGGAGAGGCUUCACCGAGAGAUGUUAAGAGAGCACCUAAGGGAGGAAAAACUCAAUUCUCUAAAAUUAAAGAUGACAAAGAAUGGUACAGUGGAAUCUGAAGAAGCCAAUACCCUGACACUGGAUGAUAUUUCCGAUGAUGAUAUUGAUCUGGACAACACUGAAGUAGAUGAGUACUUCUUCCUCCAACCCCUGCCGACAAAAAAGCGAAGGGCGUUGCUCCGAGCUUCUGGAGUGAAGAAGAUUGAUGUGGAAGAAAAACACGAGCUGCGGGCCAUCCGCCUGUCCAGAGAGGAUUGUGGCUGUGACUGCCGUGUGUUCUGUGAUCCAGAAACUUGCACCUGCAGUCUUGCAGGCAUAAAAUGUCAGGUGGAUCGUAUGUCUUUUCCAUGCGGUUGCACUAAAGAAGGGUGUAGCAAUACAGCAGGUAGAAUUGAAUUUAAUCCUAUCCGUGUACGGACUCACUUUUUGCACACAAUAAUGAAACUUGAAUUGGAGAAAAAUAGAGAGCAGCAAGUUCCAGCACUAAAUGGCUGCCACAGUGAGAUCAGUGCACACACUAGUUCUAUGAGUCCAGGACCCCAUCCGGCUGAAUAUUCAAUUGCAGAAAAUUUUGAGAUUGAAACGGAACCUCCGGCUGCAGUUAUGCAUUCUCAGGCAGCCGAGGACUUGGGCUGCCCAGGGGAAGAGGAGGAAGAGGAAGAUGGGAGUAGCUUUUGUAGUGGAGUUACAGAUUCUAGCACACAGAGUUUAGCCCCUAGUGAAUCAGAUGAUGAUGAAGAGGAAGAGGAAGAUGAGGAGGAAGAUGAGGAGGAAGAAAAAGCAGAUGAUUUUGUAGAAAGCAUGGGCUCCCAUGCUGAUAUGGUGCCUCUUCCUUCUGUCCUUUGCUACUCUGAUGGAACUGCUGUGCAUGAAAACCACUCUAAAAAUGCCUCAUUCUAUACUAACUCUUCAAACCUGUAUUACCAAAUAGAGAACCAUGUUGCUGGCACUGCUAACCAGAUCGGUGAGACUUAUUCAGAAAGGGAUGCUGUCAAGAAUGGUAGUCUUUCUCUGGUGCCUUACAACAUGACUUCAGAACAGUUUGUUGACUACACACGGCAAUCAGAGGAAACUUUUAGCAGCCCUCAUUACCCUUCUGCAAAUCCCUCAGUGAUUGUUUGCUGCUCAUCUUCUGAAGGUGAUAGCAGUGCUCCAUGUAACAGUUUAUACACUGAGCAUAGGCCAAGUCACCCUCAAGUGGAAUUUCACUCGUACUUGAAAGGUCCUUCUCAAGAUGGCUUUGUUUCAGCUUUGAAUGGCGACAGUUGUGUACAAGAGCACCCUGCCGAGAAUUCACUGAGCCUCCCAGAAAAGAGCAGACUGCACGAAGAGUGCAUCAAAUCACCGGUGGUAGAAACGGUACCUGUUUAAUAUUAAAAUUAUUCUAGGACUGACUGCCUGUAUUAAAAU
Charadrius vociferus (killdeer) is the source of this 1824-nucleotide messenger RNA. RefSeq names its product cysteine-serine-rich nuclear protein 3 (gene CSRNP3). Gene Ontology annotation, molecular function: DNA-binding transcription factor activity, RNA polymerase II-specific; sequence-specific DNA binding. The record is from RefSeq and is a predicted model, not a curated record. The coding region runs from base 1 to 1785 and encodes 594 amino acids. Gene Ontology annotation, cellular component: nucleus. Gene Ontology annotation, biological process: regulation of transcription by RNA polymerase II. Lineage: Eukaryota; Metazoa; Chordata; Aves; Charadriiformes; Charadriidae. The transcript has 5 exons.